UCUCAACCCUUGAGUUGGAAAUGACUUCUAAUAAUGCAAGGCUACGGCGGGAGAGAGGUUCUCGACUGAUAUUGUGGCACUAAGUUAGCAAAGUUGAGUCUUUCAUCACUCAGUUGAUACAAAACCAAUGGAGGAACAUUGAACACCUCAAUGAAGGUUAUCUUUUUGAAAGCGUUGCGGGAAAAAGACGGGGAUAGCCACUGAUCCACAGCCUGGGAGAAAACCCACUACCAGUGGGGGUUAUAUACAGAGAGGAGAGCCCUCAGCUGAUCAACUUCUAUAGAGCACCAACUAACCAACCAACACUUGGGUGUCCCUCUCGCCUGGAAUCCCAACAUCUGCUGAGUCAUCAGUAGUGAGUCAGGGUGUCAUGGCCACCGGGCCCAGAACACGCAGAGAUCACCCCUCAUAGUGCUUCCCCCAGCCAGCCACCUGCAGACACAUACACAGGAGGAGGCACAGGGGUGGCAAUGAUGACCACAUCACAUAUGAACGGUCAUGUGACUGAGUCAGACGGAGGAGGCGAGUCGAACCAGGAGGAGCCCCAGCAGUGGCACAGGGAGAUGGCAGUGGACUGCCCAGGGGACCUGGGUGCUCGUACCCUGCCUGUGCGGCGGUCUGCCCAGCUGGAGAGGAUCCGUCAACACCAAGAGGACCUGAGGAGGAGAAGGGAGGAGGAGGGCAGGAACAGACAGGAGCUAGAUCUUAAUGCUUCCAUACGGCUCAAGAAGCUAUCUCAGAACCCUAAGGUGGGCAUUGAUAACCCCACCUUUGACCCCAUCGAAGGCCCCGUAGGGCCCAUGGGACUUCCGCCCAACCUGGGGGCCCCUACUCUACUGGAGUUGGAGGAGCUGCUGAUGUCCCUAAAGCAGGUGCAGCACUGCCUGUCUGACGCCCAGAGCCAGGAGGACGUGGAGCUGGUGCUGCAGCUGGUCCAGAAGACUGACUUCCAGAAGGCCUUCAACAUCCACAACGCUGUGGCCCAGCACAUGAACAGGCCCAGCCCGCCCUUCCCACACACAGACCGCGCUCAGGGCCUGGCACAAGAGGUCCAGUCUAUGGUUCAUAACAGCCAACACAAGGAGGGCUUGGAGCUCAACACCCUGCUCUCUUCCCCACAUGUCCAGCCAGUGCUUCUGGCCCAUGACUGUGUUGCGGUGCAGGAGAUGCAGCUGGAGCCCCUGACCCCAGACGACCACUGUGAAACUCUCACCCAAUGGGGAGGGGAGACCGUCAAGAUAGUCUGCAUCGAGAAGGCCAGGGACAUCCCACUGGGCGCGACGGUGCGUAACGACAUGGACAGCGUGAUAAUAAGCCGCAUCGUGAAGGGUGGGGCGGCGGAGCGCAGCGGGCUGCUCCAUGAAGGAGACGAGGUUCUGGAGAUCAACGGAGUGGAGAUCCGAGGGAAGGACGUCAACGAGGUCUUCGACAUCCUGGCCGACAUGCACGGCAACCUGACCUUCAUCCUCAUCCCCAGCCCUCAGACCAAACCCCCGCCCAUCAAGGAGACUGUGGUCCAUGUGAAGGCUUACUUUGACUACGACCCGUCUGAUGACCCGUACGUGCCGUGCAGGGAGCUGGGCCUGUGCUUCCAGAAAGGAGACAUCCUCCACAUCAUCAGCCAGGAUGACCCCAACUGGUGGCAGGCCUACAGGGAUGGAGACGAGGACAACCAGCCCCUGGCCGGGCUAGUACCAGGCAAGAGCUUCCAGCAGCAGAGGGAGGCCAUGAAGCAGACCAUAGAAGAGGACAAAGAGCCUGAGAAGUCGGGAAAGCUGUGGUGUGCUAAGAAGAACAAGAAGAAGAGGAAGAAGCUCCUUUACAAUUCCAAGCAGAACGACGACUAUGACAACGAGGAGAUCUUGACCUAUGAGGAGAUGGCGCUCUACCACCAGCCAGCCAAUCGCAAGCGGCCCAUUGCUCUGAUUGGUCCUCCCAACUGUGGGCAGAAUGAGCUGAGACAGAGACUGCUGUCCAGCGAGCCAGACAGAUUUGGGGGAGCUGUCCCACACACGACACGGAACAGGCGUGAUGUGGAGGUGAGUGGGAGGGACUACCACUUCGUCUCUCGCCAGGCCUUUGACAUGGACGCCACCGCGGGAAAGUUCAUCGAGUCGGGAGAGUUUGAGAAGAACCUGUACGGAACCAGUACCGACUCUGUCCGUCAACUCAUCAACACGGGCAAGAUCUGUCUGCUCUGUCUGCACACACAGUCGCUGAAGAUUCUGCGUAACUCUGAUCUGAAGCCUUACAUAAUCUUCAUCGCUCCUCCCUCCCAAGAACGGUUGCGAGCCCUCCUGGCCAAGGAGAGCAAGAACCCAAAGCCGGAGGAGCUGCGAGACAUCAUCGAGAAGGCCCGUGAGAUGGAGCAGAACUUUGGCCACCUGUUUGACGCAGCCAUCGUGAACACAGACCAGGACAAGGCAUAUCAGGAGCUGCUGAGGCUCAUCAACAAACUGGACACUGAGCCACAGUGGGUCCCCUCCUCCUGGCUACGUUGAAGGAGCAAUAUAAUACAGACACAACACUAACCUGACACAGCACUCACUGGUUCAAUGAAGAGCUAGAGCUACCCUGGAUCAUGGACAAUAGUUGCCCAGGGGGAAGACCAUUAUUAGCUGAAAAUUAGCCUUGACUCCAUUCUCCAACCAGAAUCACAGUAUGAGACUAGUGGAAGAUCCUCAAUCAACACUCAAGCUGAAGAUAAAUAAAACACUUAAAAUGCUUAUCACUACAUGUGAUGUUGAACUGAACUGAGCCGAGCUCUUCUCUUCCCUUCUAAGACUGCCUGGGAAAAUGAAUUGUCUUUAUUAUUGCUCUGAUUAUUUGUCCUUUUUUUGUUGCUGGAUUUCUCUUCACUAAAUUAACUUUUCACAUUCCAGAGAAGUAUGUAAAGACUUGGCACUUGGUGGCAGAAAUAGAAUUAUUGCUUCUAUUCUGCUUUUGAUAACUAUUUAUAAUUGUAAAUAUAUUCUAUUUUUAGGAAGCUUUUGAUAAUAAGAAGAACCCAUAGCUUCUAUCUAUGGCAGGGAUGGGCAACUUUGAUAGGGGUUGGGGGCCACAAAAAAAUCUCAACUCAUCACGAGAGGCUGCAGUGGCUUGCGGGUCUGCGUACCCACAUCCAUACCCAGACUUGCAGUCAGAGCUUGCCUUGGUCUUUUGGGGGCUCUAAGUGAAAUUUUGUUGGGGGGGCCCCCCCACUUUGUGAGCAAAAAUUUUUUGGGGGGAAGGGGGCAGUGAAUGACUCCUACACAAAACUAUAGACACACACUGGUUGUUGUACCCUUGCUGUUUUCUUGACCCCGUGUGUGAGGUCAGGUGUGUGUGUGUUUGUUCAGUAAUGUAUCAUCACGGAUGUGAUUUGCUCACCUAAUGAAACCAUCUGUGAGGUAAUAACAUCCCGGUGUAGGACUAUGGGUCCUGAUUAGUUAUUUACUAUAUAGGGAAUAAGGUGCCAUUUGGGACGCAGUCAUGAUCUCUGCAUCUGGCCUCUAUCCUCUAAACUAUAGCAGCCCUGCUUUCAAAUACUAUUUGGAUCAUUGAAAAUACUUAAACUGUGCUUGAUUGAACUUGCCUGGCACAAAGGAACCAAUAUAAUUAUUCCAGAACGGUAAUCCCUAACCAAACUGGCACUCCACGUCGGCAAAAAGCAAAACCUUAGUAUUUGAAAGAUUUCAAAUGCUAUUUGAACCCUGGUCUGCGCUACAGCACAGUAUAAUGCGGGAGGCUCAUCUGAAUGGUGUUUUGACAUCGCAUUAAUUAGACAAUCCGAUCUGAGAGAUGGUGAAGAGCCACUUUCUCCUACUUACCUUAUACUCUUUUCACACUAUCAUGCCAACCAAAACUGGACUGUGCUGGCUCUGAUAUUUUCACAUUUUCCUUUCCAGGAACUUUGGUGGAUCGUAACCAGGUCAGUGUAGUACAGCUUGGUUCAGUAGUGUGAAAAGGGUACUGGAGGAUAAACCAGUCCUAACACACUACACCCCUUACCUCUACCCAAGCACUACGAGUCAUCGCUAAAUAGAAAACUGGCCUGUUUCCGAAUCACAGGAUUUAAACCAACAGUGAUGAUAUUGAAGAAAGAUUAUUAGAGGUGUUUAAAAGUUAUGACACUAAAAUCGUGAGGGGUAACUUUGUCUUCAUUUUCUCAAUCUCAGUAUUCAGUGUAACCAGCAGUAUUCUAUUCAUGGAAAACACUAAGGAACAUCUGAGCACCGCUGUCUGUGGGAUUCUCUUAAUAAUCAAUACUUCAUAAAUUUUGUUUGUUUGAAAUCGAUGCAUUUUAUAAUUCACUUAAAUGCAUUAUAAACUAUCCAACUAUGCUGUAUUUUAAUCCAGUUGUUUUCACCACAUGCGACAUCUUAAAUGUGUGAUUUAUUAUUUGUCAGUGAUUUUUCAAAGCUGUUAUUGAAAUGUUUGUUCUUCUUUUUGAUAUGGGUCUGUGAAAUUAACUUGACCGAACCGAAAAAUAGUUAUAUGUUUUUGUUUUUGCAUCUGGUGUUUCUAUGAUCAUAGGUUUCAGCUCACCCUUGAUUAUAAUAUGCUGGCUUUGUGUGAUUGUGUGUGUGCGUGCGUGCGUGCAUGCACAGAGGCAGGACUGUCACUGUAAUGCAGGCAAGUAUUAUCUCUAGUAGACACAAUGGAAAAUGGUCUUAGCAAAACUAUUUCACUUUUUUUAUUUUUUGGUUAUUGAUGAUAAUCAUGGUGUAUCUAGAUACUUAACAUUUGAUAUAUUUGUAAUGUUAAAGAUAGAUUUAAGUACAGAGUAAUGCACCUGUAGAAUGAUGACUCGACCACCUAUCCUAUCCCUCCGUUUUGGAUCUGAAACUCCAGGAACCGCUCAGUGCUAGCCUGAUCCCGGAUCUGUGUUUUUUUUUUUACGUAGCUCUUCUGACGAUUUGUCAUGUUUUCCAUAGAAGUUGGCUACAUAGGGCCGUAUUUAGUUUCUCAGAGUAGACGUGCUGAUUUAGGAUCAGGUCAUCCCUAUUCAUUGUUAUUAUUAUCAAAAAGGGGGAAAUUAUCUUAGAUCAGCACUCCUAUUCUGAGACAGAAUGGUGGCCAUUCAGAUCUGGGACCAGUCUAGUUCAGAAUGUCUAUCCCUUUUUAGUAUGCACAGUACACACCUUGUGUAGAUUUGAGCCGUUAACUGGAAGUAGAACUAAUGAAUGUAAAGUUGCUGUAUUAUUAAAAAUCACUUUCUUUA
Molecule: messenger RNA, 5203 nt
Organism: Salvelinus fontinalis (brook trout)
Lineage: Eukaryota; Metazoa; Chordata; Actinopteri; Salmoniformes; Salmonidae
Product: protein PALS1-like
Exons: 13
Coding region: 471-2501 (676 amino acids)
Biological process (GO): protein localization to plasma membrane; establishment or maintenance of epithelial cell apical/basal polarity; establishment or maintenance of polarity of embryonic epithelium
Cellular component (GO): plasma membrane; adherens junction
Molecular function (GO): protein binding
Source: RefSeq, a predicted model, not a curated record